AUGACUAUCCUCAUCGAUCAGCCUCAAUUUGGGAUCGAAGUGGAAGGAAAAAGGGUUGUUAAUAAUGAAAAGGAGUUGGAGUUUGAUGAAGGAUUUAUAAUGCCCAAUGCCAAUACAUUUGGCCACAAUUUUAGGGAUUAUGAAGUUGAAAGUGAAAGGCAAGAAGGGGUGGAAAAUUUCUAUAGGACUAAUCACAUCAACCAGACGUAUGAUUUCGUGAAGAAGAUGAGAGAAAAGUACGGAAAAUUGGACCGGGUGGAAAUGAGCAUAUGGGAAUGUUGUGAACUUCUGAACGACGUUGUUGACGAGAGUGAUCCCGAUUUGGACGAGCCUCAAAUCGAGCACUUGUUACAAACAGCUGAAGCCAUUAGGAAGGACUAUCCUAACGAAGAUUGGUUACACUUGACUGCUCUUAUCCAUGAUCUUGGAAAAGUUCUUCUUCUUCCUAGCUUUGGUGCGCUCCCUCAAUGGGCUGUUGUUGGUGACACUUACCCCGUUGGAUGUGCUUUCGACGAAUCAAUCGUUCACAACAAGUACUUCAAGGAAAACCCCGACUACAAAAAUCCUGCUUACGAUACUAAAUGUGGAGUUUAUAGCGAAGGUUGUGGCCUUGACAAAGUGAUGAUGUCUUGGGGGCACGAUGACUACAUGUAUUUGGUGGCGAAGGAGAAUAAAUCAACCUUACCUUCGGCCGGUCUUUUUGUAAUCAGAUACCAUUCAUUUUAUGCUUUGCAUAGAUCGGGAGCUUACAAGCACUUGUUGAAUGAGGAAGACGAGGAGAAUCUGAAGUGGCUAAAGAUUUUCAACAAGUAUGAUUUAUACAGCAAGAGCAAGGUUAGAAUUGAUGUUGAAGAGGUUAAGCCAUAUUAUCUCUCUCUCAUUGAAAAGUAUUUCCCCACAAGGCUAAGGUGGUAA
Fraxinus pennsylvanica is the source of this 915-nucleotide messenger RNA. The record is from the annotation of a GenBank genome assembly. Lineage: Eukaryota; Viridiplantae; Streptophyta; Magnoliopsida; Lamiales; Oleaceae.